Messenger RNA from Spodoptera littoralis (African cotton leafworm), 1425 nucleotides. NCBI's taxonomy places the organism in Eukaryota, Metazoa, Arthropoda, Insecta, Lepidoptera, Noctuidae. The record is from the annotation of a GenBank genome assembly.
AUGCUUAUUCGACUAUAUUUACUAUGGCUGGCGGGCUUUAUGGUACUGUCUUUGGACGAAAGUUCGAUCCAACCGAAUGGUGAUUGGAUGACGAUCUCAUCGCGCUCCCCAGACAAGGAGCCGUCGCCACCAAAACAGAUCAACUUCGCGGAACCCCUGGUCGAGUCAGUGCGCGUGUACCUUGCCAAUGAGCUGCCAUCUAAGCAGCUAGCACUGGUACCGCGCGCGCCUUCGCCGCCGCCGUCGCCAUCACCGCCAGCUACGCCGCCGCUCUGCGAUGUCGACAUAGCCUCGCACACCGCACACGAGGAAAUCAAAGGAAUCAAUUUCGAAGCGCGCCUUAAGCGGAAUGACCUAAACAACAACGCGUCACGACAACAGACAGAGCGGCGACACAACGGUGACAUGCCCAGCCAAGCAGAACUUAUGCAGCGACAACCGCUGCUGGCGCGCACCGUCAAGACAGACGCGCCGCAGCCCACCACCGACGAGUCCGAUCCCGACCAGGAUCACUCGCCGCAACGCACGCAUGCAGGCGACUUCAUUGUAGAGAUUCCGCCGGGCGCCGUAAGGGAGGAGAGAUAUCCCAAAGAAAUAUGGAAAACUAUUAUAUCAUUCUUCUUCCUAUUUUUAUGCGUUUGUGUAAAUAUGAUGUCACUGUCUUUAGUACACGAACGACUGCCAGACAGAAACACAACGCCACCGCUCAACGAUAUAAUACUAGACAACGUCGCAGCACGAGACUGGGGCCUCGCCGUGUCCGAGUAUCUCAUCAUGAUAUCGACGACAGUAGCCAUGCUGGUGGUCGUCUUCCACAAGCAUCGGUUUAUCGUCGCCCGACGCUUGUUCUUUAUAAUCGGUCUGUUGUACCUGUACCGGUCGGUCACCAUGUUCGUGACCGUGCUACCAGUGUCCAGCACCACAUACUAUUGCAGCCCCAAAAGCAAUAACACUACGCCACUACUAGUCAUCAAGAGAAUGUUCUACUUAAUAUCUGGCUUCGGGUUGUCAAUAAAUGGCAAGCACACGUACUGUGGCGACUACAUAUACUCAGGGCACACGAUGGUCCUAGUGCUAAGUUACCUCAUCGUAGCAGAGUACUCGCCGAAGAAGCUGUGGCCGAUGCACUGGGCCAUGUGGGGCUCGGCGCUGCUCGGAGUGUCGUUCGUGCUGCUGGCGCACGGCCACUACACGGUGGAUGUGGUGAUAGCAUAUUACGUGACGACACGGCUGUUUUGGACGUUCCAUUCGUUGUUAGUGACGCCUCACCGCAGCGGCAACGGCUACAACCACUACAUGAUCCAGCGGGAGUGGUGGUACUGGCUGUUCACGUACCUGGAGCGCAACGUGCGCGGGCCAGUGCCGCGUCGAUACGACUGGCCGCUGCCGUGGCCGCGUACAAAGCUCUUCAGCCGGCUCAGCUAG